Molecule: messenger RNA, 610 nt
Organism: Hibiscus syriacus
Lineage: Eukaryota; Viridiplantae; Streptophyta; Magnoliopsida; Malvales; Malvaceae
Product: flowering-promoting factor 1-like protein 2
Exons: 1
Coding region: 40-339 (99 amino acids)
Biological process (GO): vegetative to reproductive phase transition of meristem; regulation of flower development
Source: RefSeq, a predicted model, not a curated record
UGGCUUUUUCCCCCAAACACAUUGAAACACAAAACCAAAAUGGCUGGGGUUUGGGUGUUCAACAAUGGUGUUUAUCGGCUUGAAAGUGGAGCCCGGAGACGGGUUUUGGAGCACUUACCAUCGGGUGAAGUGGUGGCUUCCUACUCGUCCUUGGACCGGAUUUUGAAAGGUUUAGGGUGGGAGAGGUACUAUGGGGGUGACCCUGACCUCUACCAGUUCCACAAGCAUUCUUCCAUUGAUCUCAUAUCGCUUCCUAAAGACUUCUCCAAGUUCGGCUCCGUUCACAUGUAUGAUAUCGUCGUUAAGAAUCCCAACGUCUUCCACGUGCGGGACAUGUGACUGUCACACAACUCAUCAUCAUUCAUCAAAGCUCUCUCUAUGUGUAUAUUAAUUAUGUAUCAUGCAUGCAUUACGACUCUCUCAGGUGCUUUCGAUCUCGUCUGUUAGGGGAUUUUUAUGGUUAGUAUAAUAUUACCGCAUGCUUAGGAUUUUAGUAACUUGCUUGCCAUGGUGGUUGUGCGGGGCGUUACAUGAAGCUGCCAAGGCAAUUGAAAAAGAAUAAAGACAACUACUGUUUGUACUAGGCUUGUAUGAUGGAUUGCCUUUUGUU